GCCGGAGUCAGGAUAAUUAGGAUAAGUGACCAGUGAAUUAAGCCUCUAGGUACUUACUUCAGCAUAUAAGCAAUAGCUGAGAUACGAAGGAGUAGACCUGUAUGAAAUGCAAGAGCUGAGAACUGAGUAUGUUCCGAAGGCAGUCGAGAUUGAAAUUUCUUGCUAUCAUUCCGAAUCCGUGAGAAUCGGAAAUAUGUCUUCUGUCACAUAUCACGCCCAACACGAUCGGUCACGAUUUGAUUGAGUCGUCGGUGACCAUUAAGGCUCUUCCUCCUUCGCAUUACAGUGGCACCCGCGACAAUACUCUUACCUUGUGAACUCAGGCCCGAAUUAAAUGGAUGCGGUUCCAGACGAACAUAUGCUCGCGUUCUAUCGACGACUCUACCCGUUCAAGUCAGUGUUUCACUGGCUAAACCACGGACAUACGCCGACACGUCUCUUCACGCAUCGCGAGCUCGCGUUUACGCUGAAAGGAGACGUCUACUUGCGAUAUAACUCAUUCAACACCGCGGAAGAGAUGAAGAAACAGGUUUGCACGUUGAAUCCGACGCGAUUCGAGAUUGGUCCAGUGUACAGCGCGAGGCCAAGGGAUAAGAAAACUGUCCGACCGGCCGCCUUCAAACCUACACUGCGCGAGCUUGUAUUUGAUAUAGAUAUGACUGACUAUGACAGCAUCCGGACGUGUUGUUCCGACGCGGCGAUUUGUUCAAGGUGUUGGACUUUCAUCGCCAUCGCAGUACGCGUUCUAGACAAAGCCCUUAGGUCGCAAUUUGGAUACAAGCAUCUCCUCUGGGUGUAUUCUGGACGUCGUGGUAUCCAUUUGUGGAUAAGCGACAAAGAAGUCAUGGAGUUGACCGAUGAUCAGCGAAAAGCCAUCGUUGGAUGGCUGACUGUUAUCGCUGGCGGAAAAGAGAUGAAUAAGAAAGUCAAUGUCAGGCUAGGAUCAAAACCUCUUCCUCCAUCCGUUCAGAUGGCUCUCGAGCCGCUGGCUGAAGCAUUCACUGAGCUUAUACUAGAAGAUCAGGAUUGUUUUGCUUCAAAAGAAGGAUGGGAAACUCUACUUCGACUCAUACCGGAUAAAUGCGAGUCAGUCACGGCCUCGCUGAGGAGAACGUGGGGAAAGGAUCCCGAUAGAUCGUCUUUGGAAAAAUGGGACGAUCUCAAACGUGAAGUAAAGGGGAUGGAAAAGGGCACGUUUCAGAGAGCAUUGAUGAUGGCUACGAUUGAAGACAUCAUUUUGCAAUACACGUAUCCUCGUCUUGACGCCGAGGUGUCGAAACAUCGCAAUCAUUUACUAAAGGCACCUUUCUGUAUCCAUCCUAAAACAGGACGAGUUUGCGUCCCUGUUGAUCCCAACGACAUUGACAGAUUCGACCCAGAGAAGGUGCCUACCGUUACCCAACUCCUGGGCGAACUCGAUCGUGCUGGCGAGGAUGUAAAACCGGACGAGCAUCAUUCUGAUUGGGAAAAGACAUCCUUGAAGCCGUAUAUCGAAAUGCUAGACAGACAUGCUGCAGGAUUGAUGGAGGAAGUAAGACAAAACAUUCGAAAUGGGACUGGUAUGUCCGUCUUACGCUUCCAACUCUCGAUCGAUGUUACUAACGCUUUGUUUGAACUUCAGAUAUGAGCUGGUGAUCGAUCUCUCCGCUCGAUCCUGAGAUCGUUUCGUCUUUCUGGAUAUUUUAUGUAUCUUACUGCUGUACCAUUAUAUUUGUAGCUCUACCCGUCUGCCGUUCGUCUUCCAAGCUGUGAACCAAAGAAGU
Somion occarium is the source of this 1763-nucleotide messenger RNA. The record is from the annotation of a GenBank genome assembly. NCBI's taxonomy places the organism in Eukaryota, Fungi, Basidiomycota, Agaricomycetes, Polyporales, Cerrenaceae.